UCCUCAUAGAUCUGGCAUCCGACAAGUCAUGUGGAUCAGAUGCACAGAUGGGGGCCGCCAUUCCAAUAUGGCCGCCUGCUCUGAUCUUGAGCCUUAGACGCAAGGAAUUUCCUUCGCGUGAAGGUUUCGUUUCAGUUUCGUUUUUAAGUUGCCAAAACUAAAGCAGCUGAAUUUUAUUUGAGCUCCAGUUGUGCUUGAACAAGGCAUUUUUAAUCCGCACCUGUAUUGGUCUCUUGAAAUGUAAGAGCCUCUCAGAGCAGACCAGCGUAACGUUACACCUAACGUUGGCCAAUAAGUGGGGCCAUUAUAUGGCAUGCCAAUGUUUGUUACUGGAAUUGGCGUAGUCGGUCUCCUGACCGUAUGGGUGAACUUCGGACUUGGGGCAAGGCUGAUGGUCACCAACAAUGGACCAGCAGUAUUUGAUGCACCCAUUCAAUUCACUGUAUGGCUGGUGGAUUACAACCAUAAAGACGAGGAAAUCCUCUUCAAGUUUGAGGAUGGCCGUCCAGAGUACUCGUAUAAACACAGAACAUGGGAGAUACAUACAAACAAAACCAAUGCAAGCCUGGAGGUUACUUACUUCAUUGAAGGGAAGUACUACAUGAAGGUUGAAGCAAUGAAGAAGGGAAUUCUUGGUUGGAUGCAAACCAUUGCAUCCAAUCGGACAGAUUUUGAAAUCACCUCCUAUCUGAAUGGAAAGAUGAUCAUCUAUCAGAAUGGAACACUCUUGCAGCCAAAAAACAAUAUGGUUUAUGUCGCAUCCCAGUACCCAGCCAACAUCACAGUGGACUUCUAUGAUCCGAGUCAUUUCCUUGACAAAGCCACUGAAGUUGAAAGUCAGUGGUUCAUAGAUGGCAGUGGAAUGGGGUAUCAUCCUGGCUUUAAUUAUACCAUGUUCAACCUUACGUUGGGAAUGCAUUCUGUGACAUCGGCCGUCAUUUUCUCCUUCACUCCCCCCACAACAACAACUACAACCACCACCACCACCACCACUACUACUACUACUACUCCUACUACUACUACUCCUACUACUACUACUCCUACUACUACUACUCCUACUACUACUACUCCUACUACUACUACUCCUACUACUACUACUACUACUCCUACUACUACUACUCCUACUACUACUACAUCUACUACUACUACAUCUACUACUACUACACCUACUACUACACCUACUACUACUACUAAACCUACUACUACUACUACCCCUACUAAACCUCCAGAGUUGAAUGUCACUGAUGUCUCUGUCAGAUCAAUACCCACAUCUGUUCCUAGUAUAAAACUGCUGUCAGAAAUUAAGUCUAAACAGAAGGAUCACAUCCCAAUGGUCAGAGCACUGCCAAAAAAGCCAAAGGACUCAUUUCCUAUUGCACCCAAGAUUGGCCUCUUCUCCCUUUCUUUCAUGGUUGCCAGUCUGAUCACAGAGCUUACUGUGACAGGAAACAAUUGGCUUCAGCAUGGAGACCUCCUGGAGCUCCAGGUCCAUUGUUCUGGAAGUGGGCCUGUAUUCUACUGCUGGCAGGCAUUGAAUGGGACAUACAAUGUCACAGGAAAAGAGACGUGUGGUAAUCCAAGCGUGACCACCGACUGUCAGUUCCCAAUUUUGCAUUACUUUCGCUAUCCUGGAUCCUACAGCAUUCUUAUCAUCAUCUCCAAUGAUGUGGAUCAUCAGACCAGAUCUAUUGCUGUUCAUGUCUUUGAUGUCGACAAGAAGCCUCAGCUGUCCACUGUGGUGAUACCCAUUGUCUGUAGCACCAUUGCUCUUGCCAUCAUUGUCUUUGGACUUGGCUUCUACUUCCAACACAGAAGCCAGUAUGCAGUUGAGGUGGCAGACUUUGACUUCCAGACAGAAGAUGAGAUAGAGCCAAAAGCAUUCUGUUUGAGACUGAAGGAAGAAAUCUGGUACUCAUUUCACCGGAACACAGAAGACGACUAUCUGACUUCUGUAUCAUCUCACAGACAGUCCUAUGGUGCUGUCUCCUGAGUUUAUUUUUUGUUUUCCAUUGCUGUGAUAUGUAUAUGAUAUGAAUGUGUAUGCCUGUGCAGCAUAUUCCUCCAAGUUUGUGAUAGUGGCACUGGGAAGAGUUGGAUCUCAGG
Messenger RNA from Darwinula stevensoni, 2103 nucleotides. NCBI's taxonomy places the organism in Eukaryota, Metazoa, Arthropoda, Ostracoda, Podocopida, Darwinulidae. The record is from the annotation of a GenBank genome assembly.